CGUCAGUCGUUAGCCAAAAGUCGGACGAGAUUGCUGCAAAAUUAAAAACAUCUUCGGUCACACGCGCGCAGAUAAAAAAAAAGAAUAAAAACAAAAAUAAUUCCGACUUGAUAGACUUUUACACAGAUGUGUAUAUAUUUUAGUGUGUAUAGCUAUAGUUAGAUACAAAGUGACCAAAAGGCAAGAGCAAGGAGCAGAAGCGCAGAGAAGCACAAGAGAAAAUCGCACUAUCGUCUCAAGUUACCCCUCUUAUAUAUUAUUAUAUAUUCUUUAACUUGAAAAAUCAGCAACGGAAAAACCACCCCUUCGAGAAAUUUUCUCUAUAUAAAAUUUAGUGUAAUUUUCUUCUCUUAAUAAAUAUUUACCCAUACACCCGGCGUGCUAUCCAACAAGCAGUAGUGGCAGUAAAGCCGAGUGUACUCCUGCCCACUCCCCCGGUUUGCGCUGUGCUGUACUGGUCCUUUUAGUUUCCUACAAUCGUUUCCCUCGUGUUGUUUGGUCGGUUAGAUACCAAGGAGUUAUCCUUACGUAUUAUCAUAGCUUCAGAGAAAGUCGUGCACCACAUCUAACUCGACUCUCUUACGGUUCGGACCUAAAAAGCGUAUAUUUCUUAGAUCCUUGUACAAGAACGUCAAAAUCUACCAAAAAAUAAAGCACCGAAACCAAACCGGAUUCGAGUAUCGUGAUUGAUUCGAACAAUAUCGAAUCGAACAGUUUCGUGAUAAAAUACCAUCACAGCCAGCAAAUUGUGUUGAUUACAGAAGCUCAAAAAUUCUAAGACCAAUAGCUCAAUCUGCACUCAGCCUCACAUCAGUACAUUUGCGAGAAAAGUAUCAAUACCGUGUUAAAAGGAAAUCGAUCGCUGAAAACCAGAAUCUUAUUUCGAGGAUUAAGUGGUGAAAAUACAGUGUUACGCGCAAAAUACAAACAAAUCAUGGCCAACAACCAAGACACAAUGUUGGCUAUAAGUCUGCUGAAUCCAAAGGAUUACACCACGUCCGACCUGCAAAAGUCCAGCAAUGCGGUCGAGCCUCGAAAAUCAGUGUUCCAAUUAGGCGAAAUAGUGUUCUUGCUUUGAACAUGUUCCUUAGUUGACUUUUAGUUCUACAAACAAAAUAAUCAUACGAACCAAAUAAUAAACGACUAUAUCUAGUGUGUGUGAAAUGUUCUCCAGGAAAACAAGUAAAUAUAUCAUAGACCAUCUUGAUUCAUUAACCAUCGACGAACGUAAAGCUAAUACAGUUUGACUCUGUAGAAGAUGCUAACAGAGAAAUCUAAAACCAGGCGUCAAUAUGAAAAAGAUACGCAAACUGGUCAAUUUGCUGCAAAAUGUCAUCCGGAAGAAAUGAGUGAAAAAUUAUGUGAAACUACAAAAUGGUCAGACAACUACAAUGACGAUUGAUGGCCUGCGAUGCCUGAUCGUUCAUUGGACUUUAGAAGCUAAAUAGGUAAACCAAUAAAAAAAAACACUACAAUGAACCUUAUGAUCAAGCAGUUAAAAACUUACUCCCAGAUAAACACAGAUGCAAAAGGUAGUGGCCAACAGUUGCACUGAUACCCCCCAAAGUUUAGUUUUUCGCAUUUUUUACUACUGCAAAAAAUCCCCACGACCAACAGAAAACAUCAGUGAGAGUGAAAAUGUUCGAAAAAGUUAAGAAAGAGGAAAAAUAGCAAACAGUCUGAGUGAAGUAUUUUAAGUUUGAGCUAACCAAACAUCUACUGAGGAAGACAGAUUAAUGAUCAACAAAGAAAAGUAAAGGUUCAUUACAACCACCAAGGACUCGUUCUUAUUUUAAGUGCAAUAAAUCAUAAGAAACACUACUUAGUGAAAAAUCAGCGAAAAUAAAUCGUGAACACAAUCUGAAAUGUGUCAGUGUAAACUAAAUGUAGACUAAGUCCCCCAAAAACGCUAAAACUAAGGGAACUACCCGCGUGGAAACGACGAAUUUCGCCGUCGCGCUUGAUGACGAAUUCAUUCCAAGUUCCUGGACAACAACCAAAACUAGAAGACAAAUGUGAUCAAGUCAAGUGAAAGUGUGUGUGUGCAUCCAAAAGGAAGAGAAAACAAAAUACAAAAAGGUGGAUACUCGCUCCCCGCAAACAAGCACAGGAAAAAACGCAUAAAAAAUAUUACGUGGAAACAAUGCGGAAGAAAAUCACAAACAGAAAGUGAAACUUAGCGCUACUCGGAAGUGAAAGUGACUAAUAAUAAGCUGAAGAAGACAGUAACUGAAAAUAAACAAUUGCACAAACGGUGUAUAGCUAUCAAGCCGAAAACAUAGAACAAAUUUUUAAACCACUCCCGCAGUAAGACUCCGCGCAACCGUCGACGUCCGUGGCUUCGUCCAUUUUGCUUUCACUUACGUUUUCGUAAACGUCAGCGUCGUGACGGUGGCUGCUGGCAGUGCUAUCAUCGUUCACAUCGGAUGAGGAAAAGUACCGUGCCGAGCGGAAGCAGAAAAAGAAAAUCGGUGCGGAUUAGACGCAGGUGGCCACUGCGACAGCGGAAGCGGAGGAGAAAAAACUGUGUGUUUGAUGAUCGGUCGGUGCACUAGCAGAAAGCAUACAGAAUAGCCGAGACGAAAAUGUGAACCAAGUUAUACGGAGAGUAGAGAGAGAAAAAAGAAAAAAAUAAAAACAAUCGAGAAGAAUGAUCAAACAAGAACAGACUGUGUUUGUGGACGGUUUGAAUAUGAUACUCCCACUAAUUGCACCGAUUCGACUUUUACCCAAAGAAUGCCUUAAAAUCCAGGUCAAUGCAAUGGAAGGGGAAACAUAAGGCCGGGUUAAGAGAGGGGUAUUGUUCGGAAUUGUUGGAAGGGGCGCUCGUCAGUCGUCAUCGUCGUCGUCGUCGUCGCAGUCGUAGUCAGCAUUCAAGUCGUCGCAUGUACUGCCGUCGUGGUUUUCGGUAUUGUAGUAAGAAGUAUAGUGGCAAAUACGACCGGGCGCAAAACCAUCAACGACAGUGGAGAGGGGAGAAUUUCUCCCACCGUGCGCUGGUCUGUGGGCCAAUAAAGUUGUUUGCCACUUAUGAUGUCAUCAGAGGAGGACACUGAUUCUUUCGGUUUGUACGUCGAUAAGUUGCUAAAGAAACACAAACGAGCCAGACAGCGCGUAGACGCGGGAGAGCCAAGAAAUAGUUAUUCUUCGAUACCGAACUUUAGUUCAAGACCGUCCUUCAUGAGCGGUGGUCUAUACGGGGCUAUUUUUAGCCAAAGCCAGCAACAUUUUGGUGGACUGUUUGGUCCCGGUGGAUACGGACCGGCAAACAAGAUGCUCAACGAGUUGUUGGGAAGACAAGUUAAGCAAGCACAAGACGCCUCUGAUCCGGACAGUGUUAUGCUAUCGUCGAUUGAAGCAGCCAACGCAGUGGAUAGCAAUACCCCAACAAGCAAACAUGGAUUUGAAAGUACGACAAAUCUGAACAACAAUAAUAAUAGUACGAAUAACAACAAUACCAGUGCUAAUAACAAUUCACCCACAUCGGAUGGAUCAGUUUCCAUGAUGGGACGAAGGAGAAGUAAUAGUCAGAACAACACAGCCAACAGUGGCAACCAAAACAGUAACAGCAACAGCAGUGGUGUUAUAGACCUUGACGGUGGUUCUAGAACACCACAGCCAAAUGAUCUGGCACAUCACAUGUUGCGCAAUAUUCUCCAGGGCAAAAAGGAAUUAAUGGCCCUCGAUCACGAGCUGCGAUCGGUGAGCAACCAGAGCAGUGUGCUUGGUGAUCGAAUAUCGCCCGAUAACAAUAAUGUGAUUAGCAAGAAUAACAAUAUUUAUGACAUUACAAAGUGUGAAACGAUAAAUGGUGAUGUUAGUGACUCUGACCAAGGUGCUAAUAACAAUAGUGCUUCAACCAAAGUGAACCACAAGAACAACGCUUCAAAUAAUCAAACCAAUAACAGUGAUAACAGUCAAGCUAAUAGGCCAAUUUCUAUCGACUCGAAUCCUAGCAAUUGUGAUGAUCUGCUAGUUUCGGAUCUGGCUCAUACUGAGCGACUUUUGAAUGGAGGUGUUAACUCUAAUAGCACUGUAGGCAGUAAUCGGUGUGCCAGUGUGAACCCUAAGCAGGAAAAAAGUGAUGUGAUUGACGAACUGGUGGCAUCGCUCCCGGAAGACGCUGAUGAAACUAUGCCGUCUCCUGCUUCGGGCAGCAACGGUGUGAUAAUUACCAAACAAGAGCUGGACAUUGAUGAGUGCCUAGAGGAUAAAGAUAGGGAUACCAGAACACCGAGUCCGGUGCUAAGCAAGAAUGAUUCAGAAUCACUUACGCUGAAGCGGGCACGAGUAGAGAACAUAGUGUCAUCGAUGCGUGUUAGUCCAGCUUUGUUGUCGUCGCAGCCAGGUCAAGUAAAUGGGUGUAAGAAACGUAAGUUGUAUCAUCCACAACAGCACGACAACAGUGCUGCUGAGCGUUAUGCUGCUGCGGCGGCAGCAGGACUAAAUCUGGGUCUUACAUUGCAAAAUUAUAUGCUUGGUGUCAGUGCCGACCCAGACGAUGAUGACGACGACAUGGAAGUUACUCCGCACAUCCACCAGAAGCGAGUAGAAAAAGACGUACUUAAAUCACAGCUUAGAUCAAUGCAGGAGCAGCUGGCGGAAAUGCAACAAAAAUAUGUGCAAUUAUGUUCACGAAUGGAGCAACAAUCAGACACCCAAGAGGUAGAAGACAGCGUUAGUGAUAUCAUGGAAGACGAUUCUAACAAUCCUGACCUGACUCCAGACAAGUCUUUGAUGCAAAGCUCACCGGCAUCCACUCCGAUUAAAGAUGUUGGUAAGAACACGGACGCAUCGAGUAUGUUGCAAAUGAUGAGCAAGAUGAUGUCGGCAAAGAUUCACAGUCAGAUGCCUGCACACCAGCACCUGCAAAGUGGCUUCAACGGAACACAUUUAUUCCUGCAACAUAUGCAACAGGCCGGUCUUCCGCAUGAUAGUAUGAGCCAACACAAUCAAAUGAGUAAUGCAGCAAUGUACCAAAAACUGUUCAUGGAACAGGAAGCACGGAUGGUGAAGGAAGUUGCGGAGCAGCAGGAAAGAAACCUGCAGAAUUCCAACCAGCAGUUGCUGCAACAACAAGCUCUACAGCAACAGCAACAAAUGCAGCAGCAGCAGCAGCAGCAGCAACAGCAGCAGCAGCAUCAACAACAACAGCAGGAAAGAAGUAUGCACAAUAACAAUCAACAAAUGAUGCAACAUCAGGUUCAGCAACAACAACAAACUUUUCAACCGCAACUGCAAUCACCUCCACAUCAAACAAAUCAAUCAUCCCAACAGCAGCAACAACAACAACAACAACAACAGCAAAUGCAAUUGCAGCAGCAACAACAACAGCAGCAAACUCAACAGCAGCAAAUUCAACAGCAACAACCACCCCAACCAAGUCAUAUUUCACCACCACAAAUACCACAGCUUCCGCAUUUGCCACAAAUUCCAAAAGGCUCUACGAUUCCAUCAGAUCUAACCAACCGGUUGAACAUGAUGCGAUCGAGCAAUAAUUCGGUGGGACAAAUGUCCGGAUCAGACCUGGAAGGGUUGGCUGAUGUUCUGAAGACGGAAAUCACUGCCUCGCUAUCUAAUCUGGUUGAUUCAAUUGUAACGAGGUUUGUUCACCAGCGAAGAUUUUUGGGAAAACAGUCAGAAGCAGCAGCAGCCGCUGCCGAACAGCUCAACAAAGACCUGAUGAUGGCUUCACAGCUUCUGGAUCGGGCGAAGUCUCCGCGAACAAAAGUGUCAUCCGAUCGUGGAACAAACAUUAACAGCAGCAGUAGUAAUUUGUCAGGUAAUGGGUCAAUCAUUAAUUCCAAUAUUACUAAUGCACCAAACUCAAACGUGGUAAAUCAGCCUGCUGCUGGAAACCCGAUGAUAACCGGUCAGCAGAGUAACGGGGCACGGUUAAACGGCACCACAUUUCCUCCAAUGGGAAUGCCGAUGCAUGUGAACAAUGUGCCCCAGCACGAUCCUAAAAAUAACCUAAAUUCAAUCAAUAUGCCACCUCAUGUACGACCUUCUCCCUCUACAGCUAUGUUCCAAACACCGAAGCCUCCGCAAAACCUCAACUCGGUUGCUGCCGCAGCACUGUACAACUCCAUGAAUGCGCUCGGGAACAGCCAAGUGAAUCCGUUCUGCAUGCCUGAGCCUCGGGAAAAUCCUGAACAAGCGGAAGCGCUCAGCCUUGUGGUAACGCCGAAAAAAAAGCGACACAAGGUAACUGACACGCGAAUCACUCCACGAACUGUAAGUAGGAUUUUGGCACAAGAUGGGAUUAUUCCCUCCGCCAAUCCGAUCCAAUUAGAUCAGAACAACAGCAAUCAAGGUAGCAACAAUAGCAGCAGCAACAGUAACAACCUAAAUAGCAACAGCACCAGCGGAAACAAUAAUAAUAACAACAAUAACAACAGUAGCAAAAAUAACAACUCGCAGCAGCAGUUCAACAGUCAGCCGCCAAGUGUACAAGCAAGUACACCCACUGAGAGCCCCUCUCCACGAGGAUCUUUUCACCCACCACCGCCUUCAAUGCUACCUGUGUCAUUGCCAACAUCGGUGGCGAUACCGAACCCCUCCCUACAUGAAUCUCAAGUGUUUUCGCCCUACAGCCCCUUUUUUAACCCGCAUGGCCCCCCACACGGUGGACCACAUGGGCCACAACCGUCGCAAUUCCAUCACAUGAAGGUAUCUUCGAGCCCACCUGGUAUCAAUGGCAUGAUGGACCCACGCGAUUCUCCUCCGCUACCGCAUCCACCUACCAUGCUGCAUCCUGCACUGCUGGCAGCUGCCCACCACGGCAGUUCUCCCGACUAUGGUCACAUCCGAGCGUCGAUGGAUGUCAACGAUCGAAACUCGGAUUGUAAUUCGGUCAACGAUAUCUCCUACAACGGAAUGGAGCCUACUAUAUCCUUUUCAAAAUUUUCCUUAACUUCGGAGCACUCGUCAACAUUAACCCCAAUGCACCUGCGCAAGGCCAAGCUGAUGUUCUUCUGGGUGCGCUAUCCGAGUUCUGCGGUGCUGAAGAUGUAUUUCCCGGAUAUCAAGUUCAACAAAAAUAACACCGCACAGCUGGUAAAGUGGUUCUCCAACUUCAGGGAAUUCUACUAUAUUCAAAUGGAGAAGUACGCUCGCCAAGCAGUAAGUGAAGGAAUGAAGAACGUGGACGACAUCCAUGUGAGCAACGACAGUGAAAUAUAUCGUGUUCUGAACCUGCAUUACAAUCGGAAUAAUCAUAUCGAGGUGCCCCAAAAUUUCCGAUAUGUUAUAGAACAGACACUGCGAGAGUUCUUCCGCGCGAUACAGAGCGGGAAGGACACCGAACAGUCGUGGAAGAAAUCGAUUUACAAAAUCAUUUCGAGAAUGGAUGAUCCUGUCCCGGAAUAUUUCAAAUCUCCAAACUUCCUGGAACAGUUGGAGUAAAAGCCUACAAUACUUACGAGAUAGCAAAGCGAAAUGAAACAGUCAGCGGCCACCGGCUGCCAACACCAGAAACCUGCAAACACCGAAUCAAUAACCAAAUUCACUGAGGGAAAAGAGUAAAUAAUAAAUUAAAAAAGAUAAAAAGUUACACUUUAUUAAUUAUAAAUUUAAAGCAAAUUAUACAAAAUUGUUAUCUAAACAAAUUUAAAGCAAAAAAAAAAGAAAUUUAAUUUUAGAGAAAAGUAACACAAAGUAUAGAUAUAUUGUUUAAAACGAACGAAAUCACAACAAACUAAACAAAGAACUAAUAAGUGAAGCAAAGCAAAACAAGAUGUAACAACAUUUGUGGUUCCUAUAAUGUAGUAUGCUAGCGUCCAAAAACAAAGCAACUACAGCAGAAAGUAAGAUAAACAAACACAAGCGACAAAGUCAAGUACUUAUAGACGAUAUACUCGCGUUUUGGCCUUCAUUUCCAAAAGUAAAAAAAUUGACAACCAAAAAAACUAUCUAGAGAAAGUAAAACACAACUAAAUUCCAUUCGAAAUCAGCCACAUCACAGAACAAAAUAUUAAAUCACGAAUAGAUGUAACGGAAGAAGCGGAACAGAAACCUCAAAAUUUAAGCUAAAAUCAUAAAAAAAUAACAAAAAACUAAAUUAAACCCUAGUGUUUGUCAUCUAGAACACAGAAACCUCAAAAGCAAAUAAAGCGGGGAAUAUUAUUUCGUGGAACAUUUUAAGGAUCACCCAUUCGGAAUUUCGACAAGAAUAGAAUGACACGUGCGAAUAAUAUGAUAAACAAGAAAGCAUAUAACAGGAGGCACAACACCAAUCGUGAACAAACACGGUAUUUGUAAGCCAUGAUGAUGCAAAGCCAAAGGGAGUAAACUGUAUUGCAACUGAAGCGUUUUUUUCGGAAAGACAAACGUACAGGCACGAAACAAAUAUUAUAAAUAUUGUAAUUAUUUUUUUUGAUCUAUGAGUGGGCGGUUUAAUCAGAAAACAUUCGCUUUAUUCAGUUCAAUUAUUCCUCAAAUGUGUUUCACCUAAGCAAUAUGGUGUAAAUUAUUUGAUUCGAACAAAACUGACGGAGAAUAUAUCAAGCGUUUGAGGAUAGAAUUCCAGAAAUUUAAGCCAUUAGUCUAAGCAGCAUUUAUCACUGAGGAGAUCAGUUGUUUAAUUUCCCGGAGGGAAUCGAAAACCAAAGAACAUCUUUCUGUCACGUCCGCAAACGCAUGUUGCAUCACGACCUUACUGUCACACGCACGCGAUUGAUUGCCUUGUAAAUACAACCAUUGUUUAUUAUUUUCCCAGAUGUAAUAAAUUAUUGUUUAUUUGUAAUGUAUAAAAUUAUUAUCUAAAUUUUUAAAAUAUGAAUCGAAAGAAAAAAAAAAGUUAAUCGACUAGCAAGUUAAAUUGUUUAGGUAGACAAAUUUGUUUUUGUUUUGGUACAACUAUUUCGGCAAACGUUAAAAGGAAUGGAACAAUAAAUGUUUGGCUACUUUCUCAUUAGGUUCUAACAGUUUAUUAUUAGCUUAAAUUGCAUCAUUUUGGCUAAAUGUGGGUCGUUGGCGAGUUCAAAAUUCUACAAUCGAAGUGACACUGUAACUGUAACUGUGUUGUUCCAUGCGUCUCAGACAAUGGCAGAAAGAUGUGUUGGUGGUUUUUGCGCUGAAGGAAGGCCGCUGAUUACAAGCAUUACAACAAUGCUAAAACAGAAUGAAGUAAAAGUAGUCACUUUUGGUGAGAACAAAAAUUGUACAGAGCCGUGUUUCGUAGACAGCAAAAUAAUUUUACACAGAGAGAAAAAAAAUCAUUAUAUUAAGGCUAUGUCUAACCAAAAAAUUGAUUUCAGGAAUGUACAUUUCAUAACUUCUCAUACAGCUUGACAGGCUGCUAUUAUUCUAGGGCUAGAGUUGCAUUGUUUAGGAUAUAAAUUUGACACUUUUCUUACUUUAAUGCAUUUUCAUCAGUCAGGAAGAGCUCCCAAUGAACAUGACUGUUCGAGGCAACGAUUUUGAAUACGAGAAGGGCUUUCGAAAUUCAAGAACCCAAAACUUUUAGGAAAAUUUUUAAGAAAUAAAUUAUUUAAAAUAGUGUUUUAACAGUUGAUACUACUGAAAAGUCUUUCUCGAGAAACGAAAAAUUGCUUGCCUUGAUUUAAAGUUCUUAUCGGAUGCAUUUUCGAAGUUUCAAACAAAAUUCUUACCAAAGUUGAUGAAAAAAAUGUAACAAAACAUAUUUGCUAGUCUUUAAACUUAUGUUCUCAAAAAUAAUUUAUUCAUUAUAUAUACUAAAAAUAUGGCAGUUUGUUGUACAUUACGUAAGCGUAAAAAAUCUUUUUGGUUGUCAAUCAGCAGCCUUACAUAGGCAGAAAUACAUCUUUUUAAGAUACGAGUAUUGCUUACAAAACGAAAUGAAUGUGCACAGGACAGGUUACACACAUGUGUACAGUUUCUGACGAUCAGAAACAUACUGAGCCAACUAUUCUCCAACUUUAUUUAUAUUUGAUUAAUGAAACUGGAGACAUAAGACAAAUCAUACUUUUAUAUAUUUUAAGGUGAGUUUCCUAGUCUUAUGUAUAUUACGAUUCGUUUCCAAAACAAUAACAUCAAUGGAAGCGAGAUCGUUGUGAAUAUCCACUGAAAAAAGUAAUAAUUUUAAAUUUCGGUAUUAGAAACAUCAGUAAAAAUUUCAACAUAUUUUAUUGCAAGAAUGUGUAAAACCGUUUAUUUAAUGUAUAAAGAAAUAUUAGUUAUUUUUGUAUCUAAACCGUAAAUAUCUAUUAUAAUUGACAUUAAUGGAAAAUGUAUAAAAAAUAAUAAAUUCUAAUCGUAUGACAAGUUAACAACCAAAAUUUUUAUGAUUUCCGAAAACUAAUUGGCAAUUAUUAUUUGCUUUUGUUACAAAGUCCUUUUGUUGAUUACUUAGGAGUUUUUUUAUAGCAUGUUGGUUCUUGUCAAUCUAAAAAUUUAGGAAUUGUAUUCCUAAGAGAAACCUAAAUAUAUUUAUUAUGCCAUGCCUUCAAAAUUAAAACGACAAUGUAACUGAAAUUGUGAUAUUUAAAAUAUAGAUCUCCUGGGAUUUGCAGCUCUGUCGGCCAGGACUCAAGGAUUCAGUCGAAAGUAAGCGCCCGCUCAGAGGUUCCUAUAGAUAAAAAACUAACCUUCCAGCGUUCGGUUCGACAGGCUUCACGAAUGGUAAUGAUUUCAAAUGAAAUCAGUUUUGGUAAGCCGGAACCGCACGCCGUCCAAUCGCAAUGCUGUGAUCAAGCGUUAUAUAGCGCUCAAACCCAUACUUUUGGCGUCGUUGGGUUGCACCUGAUCUGGCUCAAGACAUGAGCUUCAAUGCAGGAAAUAGUAAAAAUUAAGUGAAGUUGAACUUUUGGAAUCUAAAAGCAUAAAAUAACAAGACAAAUUAAAACAAAAACACAUCACACACAAGUUUCGGUAUUUUUAGGCAAAUGAUAUCAUCUGAUAAUUUUUAAAUCCAAUUUUCGACCAAAUGACACACGAUAUAACCGGAAAAAUACCGUUGAAGGAAUGCACACGAGGAACUAGUUUCUGGAUUAAAUGACAGGACGAAUCUUUCGAACAUAAAAAGGCAUUUUUUAUUUCUCUUUAGUUAUGGUUUCAUAAUUAUCGCAGGAGUGAAUUAUUCGUAGCGUGUUGGCAAAACAAAUAAAAACUCGAUCAUCCCCCCCCCCCCCCCGUUCAAGCCCUUUGAAUGAUCAGUCAGAACAACCUUGCUGGUCAUCCUAUAAACGAACAAAAUGGCUUUUCUCGGAAGCCUUAAUUCAGCGCUUCGAGAUCCGGUAACCAAUAGCAAACACAAACAGAUACAACAGCAUGGAUGAAAAUAGAUAAGGCAUUAGUUCAUAAGAAGCUCUCAACUUACAAUUACAAUAUAAAUGGUAGUGUUACAUUAUAUUUAAUUAUCCAAGCCAAGAUAUAUCUUACUCUUAUAAUCAGUGUGUUUUAAACGAUAGAAUUGCAAGCAUACAAACAAUAGCCUACUCUCAUCAUAAACAAUAAUCAACCGAAGCAGUAAAACAGAAUUUCAAUUUGACCAUGACUCAGUCGCCGGUUCCGAAGGAGCGAUAAAUUUGGUCGCUGCAUUAUGGAUAGACGCCUGGGUAUUUUUUGGACUCUAAGGGUGCAAACUAUGGCAGAUUGUUGCGAAAAACUCUCAGUUUAUGGGGUUCUCAAUUGACCAAAGUACGUCUGUUCAAUGGGCGGUUCGUGACACUCAUCAGAAGAGGACGCUUCUCUAGACAUGACAAUGCUUGCUAUCUAGGUGAGCAACGCAUGCGUAAUCGGUUUUCGAAUGUCACGUACUUCAGUCAACAUUGACGCGCCAGGAGAUCGAAGGUAAAUUUCUCCCGCCGUCAUUAUUGACAGAAGCGUAAGUUGUGGAAUUCUGUGGUUUUGCGCGAUUUUCAUCACGGUCCAUAACUUUUCCCGAACCCAAUAUUCACCAUCUGGGCGUGAUAACUUCGAAAUAUCUAUCGCAAUGCCUUCUAGAAUGACCGCCCUCACCUUCGCCAUGACGAAUCACUCAAAGAGCGAGAGUAUUGUCAAGAGUAAUAUUCUAUUAUUCAAAUCAGUUCCCAGUCUUUUACGGGAUAUGGAAAUUCACGAACAUUUCUGCCGUAUCCAUCAUUCUAAGAAACGAGUGCGCCCGUUUCAGAUUGGUGGUCCCAUACAGGGAAAUUGCAUGAUUCUCUGAGUCCACCUAAGACCUGUGUUAUUCCGAGAGAUGCAUUCUAGAAUGACAUAACUAUAGUUCUGUGCGCAGAAUUUGGGGUUACAGUGGGUUGGAUCGAGUUAUUUUUUGCAUUCAGCAGGCUUCAUGAUUCAUUCCAUGCUGCUAAAGUGAAAUUAUUUGUUUAUUCUAAGAACAAAUUAAAAGUAAUUAUUAAUAAUCGGACAUAGUUUGGCGAUCAAUUGGUGACUAAAAUGGUAAGUUUGAAACAUGGUAUUUUUAUUUGUUUAAUUAUUGUGAACAUUUUAAGUUUCUUAUGGUUUCCCUCGGAUAUUGUUUUUCAAAAUAAAGGUAAAUUUUUUCAUUUGAUUAUACAACCGUUAUUAAGGUCAAAUAUUUAUUUUUUGUACAGCCCUAUUAGAGUCAUAGUAGCAGAAAAGUCAACUGGAACAAAGCGUCACUGCCAACUCACCACGACCGAAUUGGAAUAGAAACGCCAUGUGAAGUAUACAUGCAGGCGGAUACUCUAGUACUGCAUACACAGAACUAAAUUUAGAAUAGGAAUUCUGUUGUGCUAGAGUUGCUCUUGAAGCAAAGUGGUGUGCUGAGUUUGUGGUGCCGUGACCGUUGAAUUAAAACAAAAAUAACAAACAUUUUGUCAAGUUCUGUAAUGAAAAUCAAUGGCUUGAAUAGUUGGCGAGAAAAAGCGACCAGAAUCCUUACUCAAGUUCAAUUAAAUGAUGACCAACACGCAAAAAGAAUUUUGUAAAGUUUACAAGACCGUCUAAUGAGUUUUUUUAAUGUUUAUGCAACUGUAUGAAUUACAACGAUUUAGCUAAAGCAACCGGUUAUUUAUAUUAGUUCCAAUAAGGAAGCACCCACAGCGUAAACCCUGCUGUAAUUAUAUAAUUUACAGUUAUUGUCAAACACAAAAGAGGUAUGAGAAUCUAUUCAUCAUGUCAUUUGACAUACAAUCUGUUAGUUAGCUAGUACAUGCGAACAAAUUUAGAUCAACAAUAUUUUGUUACGACAAUAAAACGGAUAUUAAGAGCUCAUUUACUUACCGGGUAAAGUAAUUUUGUUAAACGAUGCAACGACCGAUUCUGUUCAGCGGCUUACCAACUUCCAUGCAAACUAAUUUAAUAACAUCACAAAAUGGAAGCUUUUUUUUCUAUAGAUAUAAUACUCCAUCUUACAUUUGAAAACGAACAUGCCUGCCCUUAAGGAGGUCAAUCGUUCCAGUUCAAUACACGUUUGAUUUGAAAUUGUUCGUCUGCAUUGCCCUCCAUGUUUUUGUGGUAGUUCAAUUAUUUUUAUUGAACUUCUUUUUUUUUCAAUUUUAUUGAAUUGAAACAAGUUACAAUUAGAAACUCAAAUACGCUAAAGAGACAAAAACUGUAAAAAUAAAUCAAAAUCCAAUCGCAAUACAGUUUACAAUACUUCAAGAGAAACGAUAGGAACACAAAACAAUAAUAAUGCUAAUAAUAAAUAGGACUAAAUACAUCAUGUUAAGCAGAUAUACAGCCACGAAGUUAUGUUAAAACUAAACCAUAAUAAUACGAUUCCGCGUAACGGAAGAAAUGUUUCGGCGUGUUUUGAAAUCGUUUUUACGAAACCUUUGGCAUGCGAUAAUAUUUAAUUUGACAGCAAAAAUAGGUUUGGAAUGUAAGUUAAGUUUAUUUUCUUUACUGUGUUUGCCAGGAAAUAUUAUCAACACAACAACAACAAUAGAAAUAUAACCGAGAAGGAUUACCACUACCACCACCACUACCACUAUACAGCACAAUAGAGACGGGAAGCUUACAAGCUUUCCCCAUUAAAUAACCGGAUCUGACUGAUGAAAUUUAAAUUGAUGUAACGAGCUCAGGGAAUAAUGAUGCUACCAUUCGAUAUAUUCAAAUACUACCGAACAUAUUUCUUCAGUUUGACAGAUUGAAGUAGUAAGUAAAAAGUAAACCCUAAUUAACAUAAAGAUCUAAAACUCACAUACAAUAGCGUAAAACAUGUAUAAUCAGUAUUUGUAUUUACAGUAAAUAUAAACAUCAUUGUACAAAAAGCAUUCUUCCCCUCUAACCGCCAAUUCUCCACAAGCAAUAGAUAAAUGCAACAGUAAAGAAUGUCACCGUCAAUUGUUAUAGUUGUUGAAAACUUUAUCAACGAAAUAAAGGAAAGAAUAUAAAUAUAUGUCUACUAAAAUUUCAUGAAACUCUUGACACAUACUUUUUUCUAACUUUCUAUGAAAAAAAAAACAAUGCAUAAGCCGCCAACAAGCGAAAUGGAAAAACCAAACUGCGUUAAAACAACAGCAGAAAACAAAAACGUAAUACUACCAUGAAACAGAAAGUUGGAAAGUGGAAGAAACUUCUUUUCAUAAUUUCAUUGAGUUAUAUUCUAACAGUGAAAAAUGCAAGCAGCAGUAGCGAUGCUACGAGAGAUGAAAAUCCCUUGUCAGAAACGAGGGGUAGAUAAGUUGCUUGAUUUAGAGACAAACAAUAAGAAUGGAAUGAAAAAAAAAUUGCAAACACUGUAAGCAAAUUUUCAGAUAAUCAAAAUUGGAAGUUUGAUUUAACACUGGUAGGCAAAAUUUAAUCACAGUGGCAAGAAUACUCAACCAAUGCAAAAAAUAUAUAAAACAACAAUUGAAUAAAGAUUCGGAAAAAAUUGAGCAAACAUUUCGAACGUUUGUAUAAAUACACAACACGAGAGAGUUGGGAUUGUCAUUCAAAAUUUAUCACCAAAAUUGUAUCCAUUUUAAUCAAUUCAAAAUUGAACGCUAAAUAUACAAAUUGCAAAUCAUUUAUUUUUUUCUGUAUUCUCAAUCGGUGUAUUAAUUGAGGAGUUUAAAGUUUCGUAAAUUUGUCAAAAAUAAAAAUUCACAAAGUUUCAAAAAUCCAAAAUCACUGACGAUAUUAAAACUAAAAUAAAAUAAAAAAAACGAUUGAAGAAAAUCAACAAAAAAAAAAUCUGUAUAAACUUUUCAAAGUUUUCAAAUGGUAUUUUUGUAAUUCGAAAUAUCAAUGAUUUGUCAAUUAUAUUCUAUUUUAUUGAUUCUAAUAAGUAAGUUAAAGAGCAAAAAUUAAUGAAACAAAAAUUGUAAUAAUAAACAUCUCCGUGACCGGGCAAUGGCAGGCAGUGAACUGAGAUGUCACAACGUGCUAACCGGUAUUUGACUCAGCAGAACUUCCGAGGUGACUCUGGCCCACCCAUUUUCAAUUACCGAUAGAGCGAAACACAGAAAGCAUCCAAACUUACGGAGAAGCUUCCAUCACUGAUUGCGUUGAGUGAAAAUAAAGCUGGGCGGAUCACUGAGCAUCGGUUUGUUCGGUAGGGGCACUUGAAAUCGGUGCAAGUUCGCUGCAUCCAUAUUCAGUAGCCAAAAUAAGGGUACAAGUCCUCUGGUUAAUCCCCUUUUAGAGGAACAAAAAUGCCUGCUUCUACGGUGUGUCUGCCAUUGGUCGGUUCACAGUUCAUACACUUACACAUUUUAUGCAAAAAAGAUACAUUUAAAUACAAUCUCAAAUUAUAAGACCAAAAUCUGAUCACAAAAUUUAACAUAUAGAAAGCGACAAACAAAUUCAAAAGAAAAGAAUGAAAAAUCUAGACAAAGAGACGAUCGAGUUUCGAUCGUUUUUUUGAUUCUUGAACGCUACUAGAAACUACGAGGUUUAUUUAUUUUUUGGAUGAAUAAAGAAAAAACAAAUCAAAGCAAAUAAUAUAAUGGAAAUCGUUUGGCGAAUCACUUUUCCAACAGUCUGGCUAAAAGAAAAAAAAAACAUCACAAUGUGGACACCCAACGGGUCAAAUGCAAAGAGCAAAACCUAAAAUUCUAGUAUUUUCGGCACAAAACCAGCGAAAAGUACGAUCAUAAUCAAGGAAAACAAAAAAAAAAUACUUUUUUGUUUUAGUUGAAAAAACAAGAUAAACCGGAUCAAUGUGUAACCGUUGAUUUUAUGUUAAAUGAUUGUAAUUAUUUGCUGACCAGUCUUUUCGAAAGAACAAUAUGUUUACACUUUUUUUUAUGUCACAAUCUACUAUGUUCAAUCAUUAACCUUCUUGAUAGUCCGAAGACUAUGCGUACAAGUUCAUGCACUAAUUUUGUUUUAAUACAAUAGAAUUUUAUACAGAUUGCUGAGCAGAUUUAUAGCGGUGCAUUUUGGUGGACUUAUCCGAUUAAAAUCAAAAUAUAUAUUUGGUCAAGCAAAUUUUAAAGGACGCAAUGGUGAAUCUGCUCAGAAUAUAUAAAAUAAACUGGAAUAAUUUCUCAUCGUUAACCAGAUAGCAAUUCUUUCAUUUCCAGUUGAGUAACCAUCCUUAGUUUUAGCAAAAUAAAUACAUAACAUAACAAGAAUAUUAGAAGUUUUUCGGAAAUUUCGCAGUGUUUAAUAAAAUUCUCUCAAAACACACAAAAUAAAAGAUCAAAGACCUUACCUUAAAUGAAAUUCAAAAUUUGUUGACAUAUAACAUCUUGAAAACAAGUAUCAGCGACAAAUAGCAACAAUAAUAACAUCAACUAUAAUCACGGAAGGAAUGAAGUAUACUAACAUCAAAGAUCUGAAAUGACGCUUGAAACAUCUGGAAAAGGAAAAAAAUAUAACAGUACUAAUCAAACAAAUUUUCACUUCUAUUUUUUGCAAUAGUAAAAAAUAUAUUCUCAUUCAUCUCACAGCACCCCUCAGCUGGAGCAUCUGGAUGGUAAUAUAUUGAACAAAGUUUUUAGUUUGCAAUAGAAACCGGAAAAUUACGGCUGGGCCUAUCGAUUGUUGAUGGCUCACAAAUAACCACGAAUACGCAUUCGUACAGAACCGUGGUCGAUAGGUUUGGUCGUAUGUUUUAAUGACAAUACAGAAUGACAUUUUUAUUUCUCAUAGUUUUUCACUCAAACCAACAACAGCAAACAACAACUACAACAGCAGCAGCAAAAGUAACAACAUCAUACAAUAGCAUCACCUUUAGAAGAAAACAAAAAUAUAUCCGGCACAUAAAAUCUUGCCGCCAUAACCAUUCGGCACAAAAUUUUAGUGAGAACAACUUUCAAACAAUGAAGAAAGUUUAAAAAGUUUGUCCAUUUUAUUUGCAAUAGACACAACCCAACUAAACGGAGUGAUAUUACUAUUCCCCGAGAUCCCUGUAUCAAAUCUUUUCCCUAAAUUUGACGCACCGUCGGAAAAAUAGAAUUCCCUCCAUAAAAGAAUAAACAUAACGUGGAUCAGAUUUCUUACUAAUAAGCUCUACGGUGGCACUCGGAGUAAUUUGUCUAUCGAUGAAACUUUUUAUAAUCAUUGUAAUAAGUUGUAUAUAGAACGCUUCGACAGAAAAACCUCCGGGGUCAAGUCUCGUAAACAUUUCUAGCUAAAGGGGGACCAGAAGCCGACUAGCAAUAUCACUCUUAGCGAACAAAUAACACAUAUAAAGAAAAAACUGAAAUAAACCGGAAUAAUUUAAAGUACAACACAACCAUUUUUUAAUAAUAAUAUAUUAAAAUAACAGGAGAAACAAUAGUAAUUAAUGAAACAAGAUGAUAUAUUUAUAUUUUUAUACAAAUCUUAUUACAGACAAAAUCAUGCAACCGUAAAAGCAGUAUUUAAGCAAAGACGAAAGGCCACAUACUGCAAGCAAAAUUUAAAACAAAACUAAAAAACAUUACCCAGAACAUCGGAAGGAGAGAACCGUAACCAGAAUGAUUGAGCAAGAACAAACACACACAAAUAUAUAGUCGUUUAUAUAUUGAAAAUCUUAACCCGUAAAUUUACCAUUAAGCAUCCUUAUUUGAAUAAAAUUUCUUUUCCAAAAAAAAAAACAAAGCAAGAGACAACAUAAUGAAAAAAAUAGAAAUAUGCGCGAACACUGACGACGAAUCAACAAAUUCCAGCUUACAACCGAUAAGCAACAAACCAAAAAAAUCAGCAAAAACUGAAACCUUAAAAAUAAUGCAAAAAAGGUAACACGUAAAUCCACUUCUUAAAACCAAGAGGAAACACUCAGCAGACUGUUAAAAAUGUGAUCAGAUAUAUAUUAUAUAUAUAUUGAUAAAGUAAUCAACUAGAUAAAAAGGUUUAUUUAAUGAAGUAGGAGCAUUAAAUAACUGCUACGCAACCGUGUGAAUGUCAAGAGAAGGCAAAAGAGUAAAACAUAAGAACAAUAUUCAUUGAGACGAAUCUUUGAACGCAAAGACAGCAGCUAAAUGAAUAUAAAAACAAACGUAUAUUUUACUUUUUCUUGUUCUUCUUUUUUACAAAUAUUUGCGAAUAUUCGCUGUUUAAUAUUGAAAUUUUAUAUACAAAAUGUUUUUAUAUAUACACCAAAUUACAGAAGCACACGCAGAAACAAGAAAACAAAGGUAAAUAGCUCCACUUGAGUGAUAACCAUAAAAAAAUAAUAAUAAAACGCAAAUAUUUACUGCGAGUAAAAAGAGUAAAUAAAAGAGUACACAGGAAAAAUCCAAGACGAUUAUAUAUAUUUAUACAAAAUAAGUUUACAUAAUAUAGCGCAAUAGGGUAAAAUUGUUAAAAAAGAAUACGAAAACUUUGUAUUGCGUCCGCUUGCUGCCGUUGCCACUAAUUCAGCUUCAAUGGUCUAAACGACACAAAAUACUAGUGACUAAGAACAAAUCCGCAGCGCAGCGAUUGGUCGUGCCAAAAUACAAAAUUUUCUUAUUAUACAAAAAAACUACUAAACCGGAUUCAGUUUAUAUUAUACCAAUUCAUUUGAAAUAGUCUCUGUACGUUAUUUUGAGCCUCACCGGUGCACCUAUGCCACGGUGCAAUUAUAAAAACUACUUGGGCUGAGCAGAGUUUUUUAAUAUGAUAAUGCAGCACAGUUACUCAGGCGACUGCCAUUGAGCCAAUUGGGGUUUACUCUAUCGAAUGGGUUUCAUAUCUGUAACGGCCACCGCGAGAUUGCUUGGAUUUUUUUUUCUGAGUGAUGUCGCGGUGGCCAGGUCUGAUAAAAUGGGCAUCAAGUGUUCAAACCUUUGUAACCUUUGAUUCGGCGCGAAUUUUUUGAGUGAAGCCACAUUGUUAAAAGAAAAACUACUUUUUCAUGUUUAACAAUUCGUUGGCAACAAUGUCGAUGUUUUCGGAAUUGUUUUAGAAUUAGGGUAGGUAGUGCACAGCUAAUCGAUGUGUUCAAAACAAUCGAACCGAAUUUAAAGUAUUUAAAAUUCGUGCAUAUCUUUCCUUGAAAUGACUACUUCUGCAAGACCGAGUGAGGAUCACUUUCAUCAGCAAGACGUACAGGUAAAACAGGGAUUUUAGCACUUGAUUUUGGAGCAAAUAUUACACAAUUCGAGCAGUAGAUUCCAGCACAAACACGCUCAAAAGGAACGUGAAAUAUUUGUGAUAGCAAUCCACUAGAAUAAUGAUCGAAGCACCCAUUACUAGGCGGGGCUUAUUUACUUAGGAGCCGCAGCUUGAAGCGAAAUUGAAAAGUGGGUGAAGCGUCAAACGUCGAGAGAACUUAACACAAAACUUUUGAGUUAAAGUUAUCAACUACAACUUUUAACCUUGUUUCUAUCAACAUCACCAGAAAUGCAGGGUCGACUUAAUUACCACCUGAUCCUGUGAUUUACUGGACAAUUUAAAAUCAUUGACAGGAGUUAUAUCUCGUAGAGUUUCAAUUUCGGUUACUUGAAACUUUUUACGAGAUUUACCAACAGCAACUAGCACGCCGAACCAUAGAAGAUCAUGCCCGGUCGGCCAACAGCAUCAUCAUCACCAAGUUUCUUGUCUCUGCAGCACUCCCAAACCUCUGAAACCGCGUCAAAAACAUCGAUGCGAACCGGUUAAAUAUGUGUGCGUCAAGCUACGUAUACCAAGAAGCAAGAGGAAAAAGAGAGAACAACAGAGAAAGAGAGGUAAUUGGUGUUUCUCGAAUGAUUCUACCAAACAAUAAUCCCACACAGUGCAAACGACAACAGAGAAGUUUACCAUGGAAAAUUAAAAAAAAAAAAACAA
Messenger RNA from Wyeomyia smithii (pitcher-plant mosquito), 20061 nucleotides. RefSeq names its product homeobox protein prospero (gene pros). The record is from RefSeq and is a predicted model, not a curated record. Lineage: Eukaryota; Metazoa; Arthropoda; Insecta; Diptera; Culicidae. Bases 3031 to 7407 code for a protein of 1458 amino acids. The transcript has 7 exons. Gene Ontology annotation, molecular function: RNA polymerase II cis-regulatory region sequence-specific DNA binding; DNA-binding transcription factor activity, RNA polymerase II-specific. Gene Ontology annotation, cellular component: nucleus. Gene Ontology annotation, biological process: regulation of transcription by RNA polymerase II.